AUGGAAUCACUACAGAGCCAGGUGAGAGGCAUUGAAUUAGACGAUUUUGAAGCUCAAAUCGAUAUUUUUACCAGUGGGAAGGUGAAAAAUGAUGAAAAAACUCACUAUAAGGCCUUAUUGAAGUAUUCUCAACAAUCUAACACCUCAAAGAGGUUAUUCGAUAUCAUGCAAAAGAACGUAGAUAAGUUCUUAAAGGCAUUGGAGAAACUUGGUGACGUCCAUGGCUCCAUAUUGGUGAAUGUAUUGACAUUGACGGAAGAAAAAGACCAUUGGGUAUCACAGGUGUUGAAUAGUUUGAAGAAUCUUUUGAAACAAGAUCAGACUAACCAUGAAUUCUUCCUUCUGGUGUAUCUUGCCGUGGUAGCAGAGUUUAAGAUAUGCUUUCCCAGUCAUCUUCCUACAUUGAUGAGAUUCAUAGUUCCAAAAAAUGAUGAUACUAAUAUUGAAGCUACGGUACUUUUCAUUGUAGUGAAGAAUCUUGAGUUGAAACAAGAGGAGACAUCUGAAGCAGUUCAGGGCUUCUUUGAUUACAUUUUAGAAGCUGAAGAUACUUUCACAAGUUUCUUGAACCUCGUGAAGGCUUUAGACUGUUUGUUUCCUUUGAUACCAUCAGUAUGUGGUAGAAUCUAUACUUCCAAUAACUGCAAAGAUCUAGUUAAAAGGUAUGUGUCUCAAAUCUCACCAAGUAGUUUGUCUGCCGAACACAACCAAACCCUUGCUUGGCUGCUUUUAAAAUUGGUAAGUACCUCGUGUAUUGAUGAUGAAUGUAGAAAGUUCAAUACUACCAAUUAUAGUGAAUUAUUGAAGACUGGAAAAUCACUUGAUUCGGGAAUGAAGAUCUUGAGUUCUUUAUGUAUCAUCAAGCUUUGGAAUUUCCUUGAAAACGAUAAAAUCGCUAGCAUUGACGACUUGUACGAUAUUAUGAUACUGGCGUUGAAGAAAGAUACUCAUCUCGAUUAUUGUCUUGAAGCUUUGGCGUACCUCACUUUGAAUGCUACCAUUAGAAUCAAGCUAAGAAAUGAUGAGUCAGCUAUCGAUCAUAUAAUAUCUGUAAUCAAGUCCAGAUCCAAAGACGAUAUCAGUAAUAUUCAUUCCUCGAUAGUCUAUGGAUUAUUAUUGAUUUUAGGAAACCUCAUGAAUAUCAAAGAAGAUGACAAACAGAACACCAAAAGUUAUUUGAAACUGAUGGCUGCCCCAAAAUCAGGCGAUGAUAAGAAGGAAAAACCUGAAGAUAUUCAUAACUUCAACAAGUAUAUGAUUCUUGACCAUAAGAUCAUUGACAUACUAUCGAAGCUUAAAGUGUUGAAGAUGAAAGAGGGAGCUACCAAUAAUUCCCAACAACUUGUUUACAUCAUUUAUCUGAUUUCCAAGAAUCAGAAUAAGGCCACAAGACAAGAAUUGGUCAAACAAGGAUCAAUAAAUAUUUUACUUGAUUAUGUGAUAGGAGUCAGUAAGGUCAAAGACCAUCAAACCAGACCCAUGUCUAAUGCUGAUAUCGAAACCAGAUUGAAAGCUAUUAGAGCUCUUACGAAGAUACUUAUCCUGGUGAACCCAGCAUUGGCCUUUAACAAGUAUAGUGUGGUCACUUGUGUACCCUUUUUGGUGGAACUUUUAGGACCUGACGUCUCCGAAUAUAAUCCUGGUCUUUCAACUAAUGUCGGUGAAGACAAAUAUCUUUACGAGGAAAUCACCAACCUUGAUAAAUACGAAUCAUUAUUAGCAUUGACUAAUCUUUCAUCUAUGGCAGAUAAGGAGGUGGGAGAUAUCAUUAUAUCCCGAACUUUUGACAAGUUCUUGAAUAAUUUCAUUAUUGAGAACGACAUCCCUGAGAUCUUGAAAGCAUCAUGGGAGUUGAUAUCCAAUCUCAUCAUCAACCCCAAAAUCCUCGUCAAGUUUUUCAAUGUAGAAGACAAAAAAUCAAUGACCAGAUUGAAUUUAUUAAUCAAAUUAUUGCAACUGGAAGAUUUGAGUCUUCAAACUAUUUUGGCAGGACUUUUAGCUAAUGCUACAGAAUCUUUUGAUAUGAUAUCUCAAGUUUUAGUUGAAAAUACUGACAUCAAAGUUCAACUUACCAACAACAUCGCCCUGAUUUUCUCCCAUCAACCUUCAGAUACAGAUUUGAUUUUGCGAUUAAGUCUUUUGUUGCUUGACAUAAUUUAUGCAGCAGCUAACAUAAGCACAUCCCAAUUAGGAUAUUUCAGGGCUCAUGGUCAACUCAAAAGUUCCAUUGCAGAGAUUUUAAAAGUUCAAAAAGAUAAACAGAUUUUAGAAGUGGUAAUGGAAAUCAUCAAGUUUGUGAAAUUUAACUAA
Messenger RNA from Yamadazyma jaroonii, 2310 nucleotides. The record is from the annotation of a GenBank genome assembly. NCBI's taxonomy places the organism in Eukaryota, Fungi, Ascomycota, Pichiomycetes, Serinales, Debaryomycetaceae.